Messenger RNA from Alosa sapidissima (American shad), 803 nucleotides. It is a transcript of the gene calca, whose product is annotated as calcitonin/calcitonin-related polypeptide, alpha. The record is from RefSeq and is a predicted model, not a curated record. Gene Ontology annotation, molecular function: hormone activity; calcitonin receptor binding. NCBI's taxonomy places the organism in Eukaryota, Metazoa, Chordata, Actinopteri, Clupeiformes, Clupeidae. Bases 108 to 512 code for a protein of 134 amino acids. The transcript is spliced from 4 exons. Gene Ontology annotation, cellular component: extracellular region.
CUCUGUAGUAGCCAGAUGGAACAGACUUACAAGUUGGUCAGCAAACCAAACUAACUCAACUUAUUCCAUUUCUUUCUUUUGCAAAGAGCUCUAACACUCAAGGGACCAUGGUUAUGUUGAAGAUCUCAGCUUUCCUUCUUGCCUAUGCCCUGAUCAUUUGCCAGAUGUACUGCUCUCAAGCCGCUCCUGCAAGGACUGACUUUGACUCAAAUCGAGUGGCGCUCACUGACUAUGAAACCCGGAGGUUACUGAAUGCCAUUGUCAAAGAAUUUGUUCAGAUGACUGCGGAGGACCUGGAACAGCAAGCAAACGACGAAAAUAGUGCUGAAAGACCCUUGACCAAGCGCUGCUCCAACCUCAGCACCUGCGCAUUGGGCAAGCUCUCUCAGGAGCUGCACAAGCUGCAGAGCUACCCUCGCACCAAUGUUGGGGCAGGGACACCUGGAAAAAGGCGCAGUCUGUCAGAGUCUGAGAUCUUUGCAAGCUAUGGGGAGCAGUUUAACCGCAACUGAGAUGUCCAGCUUCCACCCUACUGUAGUUUGUCCCUGGGGCACAAAAUAGCAAUGCAUGUGGAUUCUGUUUUCCUGAUCGACUUGCCUGACAGAGUAACACAAUAAUGAAAGACAAUCAAAAUUUAUAUAAUGAAUAUUAUUUUUGGAUCUUUAAUUCAGUUAUGGCAAAUAUUUCCCCUUUGCUUUAGUAUCACUGGUAGCAUAAGGACAACGACAGUUUCACAACAGAGACAGAUUUCUUUUUGUGUGCAUAUAACACUUUUCUGAUUUAAUAAACAUAUUUUACCAAUA